GAAGACAACUCCUCUCUUAUGGAAAUGGGGCCCUGAUUCCGGAACCCAUUUAUGCUCAACGUAGAUCUUAUCUCUAUAAAUGAGGAAUCAGAUCUUCACUUUGGAGACACUCCCUUAGAUCUUCUUGAGCUGUGUUACGAGAUGGCAAUGGUGUUAGAGUUUUUCGUAAAUAUGUUCCUCCAAAAGAUAGCCAACUUCGCGGAGGGAGAGAUAAGCAAAGUGCUAUGCGUGGGGGCGGAGGUCAAAACUCUGGAGAGAAGGUUGACGAGGAUCAAAGGCUUUCUUCGCACUGCAGAGCAAAGGAGGCAUGUAGAUCCGGACAUGGAAACCAGGGUGAGGGAGUUGAAGGAUGUCAUGUACGACGCCGACGAUAUCAUCGAUCUUUGCAUCUUCGAAGGUGGCAGCUUGCUGAAGAGUCGGACAUCGACGACUUUUGCGGUAUGCAAUCCUUCCAGCUCGCGAAGUUGUUCUUUCUUUAGACCUAUCAAACACCGCCAUGAAAUCAGUGGUAGAAUAAAAAGACUUAAUGAUAGACUGAUUGAGAUCACGGGAGAUAGAUCUAUAAUACCUGUUGUAGAGAACGUCGAAAAAGGCCUCCCACCUCCCCCAGCAAGUUAUCCUAAGACAUCUUCCAUAGAGGUUAAGGCAGACAUCAUAGGAACCCAAAUCGAAGGCGCUGCCCAAAAUCUGAUCAACUCCAUACUAGCGGUCAGUGAGAAUCGAAAGUGUGUUGUUUUUGGGAUUGUCGGGAUGGGUGGGAUUGGGAAGACCACUCUAGCGCGUAAAGUAUUCAAUGAUGAAAGGAUCAUACAAAACUAUCCGAUUCGAGCAUGGUUGUGUGUCACGAAGAACUAUUCAGAGACUGAUUUGCUCAAAGAAAUGAUUAGAAGCGUAGGAGGAAGUGUUGAAGGAGCUGAGAGUAGAGCGGAACUUGAACCUAAACUUGUUUCCCUCCUAUCGAGAAAUUUGCUUCUGGUAUUAGACGAUGUAUGGAGUGUAGACGUAUGGGAAGAUUUACUCAAGAACCCUUUGAUGCAUGAGGCAGCCAGUAAUUGUAGGGUCGUAGUUACCACUAGAGACGAAAACGUGGCAAGAAAUUUGGGAGACAAUGUUCAUCAUGUUGAGAAAAUGGAUGAAGAGUGUGGCUGGGAAUUGCUGUGGAAGACGGUUUGGGAUCAUAGAGAGAAGGGCGAUAUUUCUGUAUUCAAAGAAAUUGGAACUAAAAUGGUUCAAAAAUGUGAUGGACUUCCUCUCGCAAUCAAGGUUCUUGCGGGGGUUUUGAGAUCCAGGAGUAGUACGAUAGAGUGGGAAAAGGUUCUUAGAAGUGAUCUAUGGAGGAUGACGAAGCUCGAUGAGAAAGUACCGGGGGUUUUGUACUUGAGUUAUGAAGAUUUGCCUUCCCAUCUUAAGCAGUGCUUUCUGCAUUGCUCUUUGUUUCCCGACAAGGCUCAUAUGUACCGUAAGGAUCUUAUCCGUCUUUGGGUGGCUGAAGGUUUCACAGAGGUGAACGGAGAUCUAACGAUGGAAGAGAUAGCCGAGGGUUAUUACGAGGACCUGAUCUGGCGAAACCUACUGCAGGUGGAUCCUACCUUUGUAGACGGCAGCAGAUGCACCAUGCAUGAUCUUUUGAGAUCUCUUGCCCGGUCCUUGAUCCAAGGAGAGGGCGUCUAUGCCAGUGAUCUCCCAUCAGUGAAUACGACGAACCCAUUAACUAAGCUUCGUCGAUUGUCAACGUCAAACAUAGGGGAGAGAGUAGAGCUCCCCAGUAGAAUCAUCGAAGAGAAGUGUUUAAGAUCUUUGCUCAUCUUUGAUAGCCCUCGUGCCCGUACAAUUGGAGAUGAUCUGUUUAAAAAGCUAAGGAACCUGAGAGUCCUGCUUCUGAACGACACAUCCAUCGAGAGUCUUCCCAAGUCCAUCGGAAAACUAUCACAUCUUAGGCACUUGGAUCUUGAUCGAACAAAGAUACGGGAGAUCCCCGAGUCUGUGGGGGGCCUUCGGAAUCUGCAAACUUUGAGCGUCUCGGGCUGCCAAUCCGUGAGUAAACUUCCGAAGACCAUCACGAAGCUGUACAAUCUACAAUGUCUUCGACUGCAGGACACUCCAUUAACAUCCUUGCCAAAGGGAAUGGGGUCACUCACAAAUCUCAGCGAGCUUGACGCGUUCAUCGUCAGCGAUGAAGGUGACUUGAAGGAGCUGCAACCUUUGUCCAAGCUGAGUUCUCUGAGCGUAUACAGGUUGGAUAGGGCAACAACAACAGGAGAAUCUGUACUUGCCAACAAAUCUUUUCUCAGGCAAUUGCAUCUAUUCUGCAUGAGUCCAGAUCGAGCGCAACGCACCGUGGAGCAAAUCGAAAGAGCUCGGAAGAUAUGCCAUGGACUCUGUCCCCCACCAAGCCUGCGGUAUCUUUCUAUCAAAUUCUUUCCCGGUAAUUGUUUUCCAAGAUGGAUGAUGUCGUCUUUCCUGGACACUGGUUUCCCUCGGCUGUCAUACUUGAGCAUUCAUGAUCUUCCAUCAUGCUCGAAGCUUCCUCCGCUGGGCCUGCUUCCGGAGCUAAAGUUCCUAUCCAUUAAAGGGGCAAAUGCAAUCAUAACCAUUGGUGCUGAAUUCCUCGGCGACCGCCAGAGUUUACGGGGACUUCCGGCCUUUCCCAAGCUUGAGGUAAUGCAAUUCGUAAACAUGCCCAACUGGACAAAAUGGUUGACAUUAGUGCAAGAGAGAACCAUGCCCCAACUGAGUUCAAGGGCUCGGGCCUGUUUAAGAAGUUUGACAGUCUUAUAUGCAAAGCCGGACUCACGUCCAGAACCGUGCGAUCCACGAUCUGAGCUAGAUCUGGUCGGAAGUCGAGACCUUCAUUUUACCAACUCCGACCUGUCACGUCGUCAAAAUCCUGUCAGGCUUCAGACAAGCGAGUCCCCAGCUGAUGAUAGCAGACGCAGCAGCCAUCGUAAGCUGCUUCCUAAUCUGAAGGAGCUCUGGCUCGUCGACUGUCCCAAGCUGGGAGCCCUUCCGGAAGGCCUUUGCCCGACCAACUUGAAGUUACUCCAUAUGGAGGGCACUCAUAGCUUUGGAGAAAUCAAGAACCUCGACUUCCUGACUGACAACCUCACUGUGAAGCAUAACAACAGCUUGCGGCGUAUAUCAAACCUUCCUUCAUUGAAGUAUCUGCAAGUGGAUGACUGCCCCAACUUGGAGUACGUGGGAGAUCUGGCUGGCUUGCAACACCUGCAUCUGUCUUGUCCCCCACCAGCGCAGUCCCUGCCGCCAUGGCUGUCGGAUCUCGUGGAGCAGCAGCGCAGUUUGAGAAAGCUUGAGCUGCAGUGCAGCUUGCCAUUGUUGAAGAGGUGUCUCAAGGGCGAGGUCAACUGGCGGAUCAUCCGCCAGAUACCGGAGGUCAGGAUCCGGGCCACCGAUGCCAACGAGUUCAUUUGGUAUAACAAGGAUCCAUACAUGUACGACACCAACGUAGGUUCAGCAUGAGCAGAGUCGCCGUCUCUGAUUAGUCGGAAGUCUUGUGCUUGGUCUAUCAGACAAAUUAGUCGUCGUCGUCGUCUGUGUAAGGAUCGAUCGGAAGUCUCUUUGAUUGGUGUUCACUUCCCUUACCAUUUGUGUUUGAAGCAAUUUGGCAGUUUGAAAGCGAUGUGCUUUUUCUUCUUUUUCCUUUAUUUUCCUUUUUAACUUAAAUGUGUGCUUGGACCAUAAUAUAUAUUUGCUUUCAAUGAAAGAAAAAAAAAAAGGCUAUUAUCUACGAAGACAUCUCUUUGUAUCACUUUGUACCAAGUGAAGUUUUCAUCUUGAUCUUGCUUCGAUUA
Musa acuminata AAA Group (dessert banana) is the source of this 3809-nucleotide messenger RNA. Its product is annotated as putative disease resistance protein RGA3. The coding region runs from base 52 to 3477 and encodes 1141 amino acids. Gene Ontology annotation, molecular function: protein binding; ADP binding. The record is from RefSeq and is a predicted model, not a curated record. The transcript is spliced from 3 exons. NCBI's taxonomy places the organism in Eukaryota, Viridiplantae, Streptophyta, Magnoliopsida, Zingiberales, Musaceae. Gene Ontology annotation, biological process: defense response to other organism.